This is a messenger RNA of Didymosphaeria variabile, 1278 nucleotides long. RefSeq lists its product as uncharacterized. Bases 1 to 1278 code for a protein of 425 amino acids. Gene Ontology annotation, molecular function: carbohydrate binding; carbon-oxygen lyase activity, acting on polysaccharides. Lineage: Eukaryota; Fungi; Ascomycota; Dothideomycetes; Pleosporales; Didymosphaeriaceae. Gene Ontology annotation, biological process: pectin catabolic process. The transcript is spliced from 3 exons. The record is from RefSeq and is a predicted model, not a curated record.
AUGAAACGUAUAUCCAAAAAUUUGUCCAAUGGUGAUAUAACCAGCCUGAAAUACAAUGGCGUGGAGUACCAAGGUACUAGUAAAGCCUCAGCGAUCAAUUCCGGCCUCGGCACCUCCACUGUCACUGGCGAGACAGUGAAUGGCUAUGUCAAGAUCACGGUCAAGGCCUCUGGGCUUCCAGUAACACAAUACUAUGUCGCGAAACCGAAGGAGCCAACGAUCUACAUGGCUACGUACAUUACUGGGGAGGUCGACCCUGGAGAGCUACGAUGGUUGGCACGAUUGAAGACCUCAGAGCUUCCCACUGGUGUACAUGGCAAUGUGGGUGACACCCGAGGUUGCACUGCAUUCGAAGGCAAAGACACUUUCAAUUGCCCUGAUGGCACGACGCGAUGCAAGAUGUACACUUCGGACAGAUUCAUUGAUGACAAGAAAACUCAGGUAUGCAUGGUCAUGCCAGGCACUGCGUACGAGACUUCUGCAAGCGGUCCAUUCAUGCGUGACAUCAACAGCCAAACCACGUCCAGCGAUCAAGAGCUUUAUUGGUACAUGAACUCGGGACAUGUCCGCACAGAAAAAUGGCGCUUUGGCCUUCAAGGCCCGUAUGCGAUGACCUUUACCUCGCCCAACACGAAGCCUUCCGAGAACCUUGAUACGAGCUUCUUCGGCACUCUCAGUAUCCAAGGAUAUGUUGCGGCCAGUGGGCGUGGAACGGUAACCGGAGCUGCCACAGGAGUACCAAGUGGAUUCGAGACGGUCGUGCACUGGUUCAAUACCAACGCGCAGUACUGGACCAAAGCGAGUGGUGGGAAAUUCACAUCACCGCUGAUGAAACCUGGAUCUUAUAGUAUGAGGCUGUACAAGGGAGAGUUUGCAGUCGCAAAUGAGACUGUCACUGUCACGGUUGGCCAGACCGCCACCAAGGACAUCGCGUCCAAAGAGACCAGCGUACCUGUUAUAUGGCGGAUUGGCGAAUUCGAUGGCAAGCCAUCCGAGUUAAAGAACGGCGAUAAGAUCGAGAGGAUGCAUCCUUCUGAUACUCGCAUGAGCAGCUGGAGCGGUUCGUUCACCGUCGGCCAAUCUAAAGCGUCCGACUUCCCAAUGGCAUUGUGGGCAAAGCAAGGAAGUCCUGCAACAGUCACGUUCACCUUGACUCAAGACCAAGUAAAAGGACAUGUACUUCGCAUCGGUACUACGCUUUCGUUCAAAAGCGGUAGGCCAUCUGUCAAAAUCAAUAGCUGGACAGGAGCGGACCCUGGCGCGCCGGUCAGUCUUUAA